Molossus molossus (Pallas's mastiff bat) is the source of this 835-nucleotide messenger RNA. RefSeq names its product germinal center associated signaling and motility like (gene GCSAML). The record is from RefSeq and is a predicted model, not a curated record. NCBI's taxonomy places the organism in Eukaryota, Metazoa, Chordata, Mammalia, Chiroptera, Molossidae. Gene Ontology annotation, biological process: regulation of lymphocyte migration; regulation of B cell receptor signaling pathway. Bases 54 to 596 code for a protein of 180 amino acids. The transcript is spliced from 5 exons.
CACACACACACACAUUGAGAAAAACAUGCCUUUCUUCUCCCCUCCCUUUCAGAAUGGCUCCUUCCUUCUCUGGCAGCUGGUGGUUGGUGGGGAGCACAAGCCUAUGGUCAGAUGCCACAUCCUGCCCCAUGUUGUGCCCUUUGUUGCUUUGGUCAAGACUAACCAAAGUGGAGCUAAACUCAGGAGCUGAGAAACCAAGUCACACUGAGAGGAUGGGAAAUUGUCUCCUGAGGGAACUCAGUUGCCUGAGAGACAAUCAAAGAAGCUCCAGAAGGCAGGAAAUUACUACAUUUCACAGAGAAAAUCGAGGUCAAGAUAAGAACAGUAAAGAAGUUUCAUCUACUUCUAAUCAGGAAAAUAAUAGUGGCGGUGAUUCUGAAGAAGUGUGCUACACUGUCAUUAGUCCCAGCUCCUAUCAUAGGCCUUCCUUGAGCUCCAAUGACAAUGGUUAUGAGAACAUUGACUCUGCCACAAAGAGAGUGAAAUCAUUUAAAGAAGGGUCAGAAACAGAAUACGCCCUCCUCAGGACGACUGACAUCACCAGGCCUUCUCCCUGCACCCCUGAGCAUGAUUAUGAACUUGUGCUUCCCUACUAGACACCUCAUCCUCAUCAUCUUUCAGUACCAAAGAUGGUACAGAGUAAUGGCUUCUGGGGAAGUUUCUCUCAGCAGUUCAUAAACAUUCAUUUCUGGCCAGAGUUUAGACAUGAUGUCCUUUUACUAUAUUGCUUUGGGAGACUUUUUUAUUUUUAUUUUUUAUCCUCACCUGAGGACAUUUUUUCGAUAUUUUGUUCAGAUAGAGUGGGAGGGAGAAAGAGAGAGAGAGAAACAUCGAC